Molecule: messenger RNA, 864 nt
Organism: Camellia sinensis
Lineage: Eukaryota; Viridiplantae; Streptophyta; Magnoliopsida; Ericales; Theaceae
Source: RefSeq, a predicted model, not a curated record
AUGACCAAUGAAAGCGCCGAUGGCAUAAAUGUCGGCGUUGCCCUUACUACGGCGUUGCUCCUUCCUCGUGAUUUGGAGCGGAAUGCCGGGUAUAGUAAAUAUGAGAACUAUGUCCUAAUGCUCCAACACUCAGUUCAAAAUCGAGAGAAGCUGGUCGACCUGAGGAGGGAGGUUUCUGCCCUUAAAAAGGAUAACAAAACUCUUCUUUCAAAAAUAAAAAAGCUGAAAGACCAGGUUGAGGCUGCCACCAAAGCCCAAACCUUAGCCGAGGAAAAGGCCGAAUCUGCUGAGGCCAUCAAGACAAUUGUUGAAUCUCAAAAAAAAGAGGCCGAGGCGAGAGCGGCCCAGGCCGAGAAGGAACUUCAGGAAGCAUUGGCCACAAAGGAAGCCGAAAUCAAAGAGGCUGAUAAGAAGGCAUAUGCUCAGGGCGUGGUCGACGUCACUGAGGAUUACAAGCUUCAAGUCAGGCAGGCAUGCAACAGGGGAUUUUCCCUUAGUUGGAUGUCCUUGAUAAAAAAACUUGAUCUCCCUGCUGACUCGCCUUUCCGUAAUGCCGAUGCUAUUCCUCUCUCAUUUCCUCCUCUUCCACCUCCAAGUCAGGCCGAAGAAGAAUCUGAGUCUGAGUCUGAAGUCGAGGAUGAGGAUAACAAUGAUGAUGAGGCCUUGGGUGAUGAGGUUGGGGAGGCGCUCAGGGAAGCUGUUACAGGGCAAUUAUCAUCCGACCUUCUCUUAGCUGAAAGAAGUCUUGACAAAACGCUUGCAGAGAUUGAUGCCGAGCUGGCUGCAGAGAAGGCAGCCGAAGUAGUUCCCCAGGAAUCGGCCAAGGUCCAGACCCAAAUCGCUCCUGAAACUGAAGAAUCAUAA